AUGGAAAUAAAGAGGCAAUGGGCAUCUGUAGCUAUAACUUUAAAUUCAUUGGGAGGAGCAAACAAAGAUGGGCAAGGUUGGGCUAAAUAUUGGGCAGAGAAGAAAUGUGCCUUGAAAAAAUUGUGUGCUCAGCACAGCAAUUCCAUGAGACGCACUGGUGGUGGUUCUGCUGAUGACCUGCCCAUGUUAUCAGACUUGGAUAAAAGAUUGGUGGCAGUUAUUAUGGGUGGUCAAGAGUUUGCUGUUGGAGAUUCUCAACUUGCAGUUGAUCCUUUUUACCACACGGAACAUCAAAUGACACAAUCAGUCCCUGCGGCUUCACCAGCAGAAAAUGUAAAUUUAGGUUUAGAAAAUCAAGCAGCGGUGAUAGGAAGUUGUACUUCCCCUAUUCCUGGCACCUCCCAGGAUACACUACAAUCACCUCCGCGUAAAAAAUCAAAACUUAAAUCCAUGCCACAUGUCAGGCAAUGUCGUUCUGUCACAAGAAAUAAUAAAGACAUGGAACGGCUGGUACAAAUUGAGGAGCAGCGUGUCAGGGCAGAAAAUAUAACCGCACAAGCUUUUGCAGAUGUUUCUGCUGCAUUAGAUCGUAAUGCUGUUGCUGUUGCAAAUAUAGGCAGAGCUUUGGAGGGUUUAUCUGCUGUCAUUAACAAUGCUAUUAUAGAAUUUGCAAAAAAAUGCAAUGACAACAAAUAG
Messenger RNA from Parnassius apollo (apollo), 696 nucleotides. Lineage: Eukaryota; Metazoa; Arthropoda; Insecta; Lepidoptera; Papilionidae. The record is from the annotation of a GenBank genome assembly.